Molecule: messenger RNA, 616 nt
Organism: Megachile rotundata (alfalfa leafcutting bee)
Lineage: Eukaryota; Metazoa; Arthropoda; Insecta; Hymenoptera; Megachilidae
Product: trypsin inhibitor-like
Molecular function (GO): serine-type endopeptidase inhibitor activity
Source: RefSeq, a predicted model, not a curated record
CUUUCCACAGUUACGUGAAGAAGUUACAGCACGAUUUCGAAAGCUUGACAGAUUCCAAAAGAAAAAUGAACGGUAAAAUUGUGGCUUUGUUCUUGGUUGUUCUGUGUUGCAUCGCGAUGAUGGACGGAGCGUCAGCGGGUAUAGGUCCACAAUGUCUUUUGCCAUUGGAACGCGGUCCAUGCAGAGCAAUGAUGAUAAGAUAUGGAUACAACCCGGAGACGAAUCAGUGCGAAGAGUUCCUUUUCGGAGGCUGCAGACCGAACGCGAACAAUUUCGCGAAUCUGAACGAAUGCAAAGAAAGUUGUUCCUAAAUACACAGUAUGACAGCAUAAUUAACAAAUACCAUUAAACAUGGUAUAAAUUAGCGCCGUAAAUUUGUAAAUAUAUGAUACGUUAUCGCAUAGAUGUUAAGGAAACAGUUUUUGUACAACAUCUUGUUACAUUGAUUACAGUAUAAUUUACUAGAAAAAUGAUACAAGAUAAAAGUGUUUCAAAGUAGACACGAGAAAGUAUGUAAUCUAACGAAAAUGGUAUAAACCUAUAUUAGGUCGUAACGUGUAGUUAAACAAUUAACUGAGAGUAUAUGAUUGUGUGUUGUCGAAUGCAACGUAUUAAA